Molecule: messenger RNA, 2212 nt
Organism: Micropterus salmoides (largemouth bass)
Lineage: Eukaryota; Metazoa; Chordata; Actinopteri; Centrarchiformes; Centrarchidae
Product: serine protease 27-like
Exons: 6
Coding region: 7-1338 (443 amino acids)
Biological process (GO): proteolysis
Molecular function (GO): serine-type endopeptidase activity
Source: RefSeq, a predicted model, not a curated record
ACAGUUAUGGCUUUCUACAAAGUGAUCUGUGUGGCAGCUCUGCUGACUCUCCUGACACAAGAGUCUCAGUCACAACUAGAUGUUUGUGGCAUUGCGCCACUAAACACCAGGAUUGUAGGAGGGGUGAAUGCUCCUGCAGGGUCGUGGCCCUGGAUGGCUAGUCUGCAGAGCUGCGGAUUUCAUUUCUGUGGAGGCUCCUUGAUCAAUGACCAGUGGGUCCUGAGUGCUGCUCACUGUUUCUCCAGGACCAGCACAUCCGAUCUCAUCGUUUACCUCGGACGUGACUCCCAGGAGCUCUCGAACCCUAACGAGGUGUCGCGGACUGUUUCCAAGAUCAUCAUAAAUCCCGACUAUGACGCCUACUCAUACAACAACGACAUAGCCUUGUUGCAGCUGUCCUCACCUGUUACCUUCACCGACUACAUCAGCCCAGUGUGUUUGGCAGCAGACGGCAGCGUCUUUAAUUCAGGAACGACCUGCUGGGUCACCGGAUGGGGAAACAUCCAAGAUAACGUUUCACUUCCUUACCCAGACUAUCUGCAGGAGGUUAGUGUUCCCAUCGUGUCCAACAGUGAUUGUAAUGCUAUAUACGGUUUAAUCACAAACAACAUGAUGUGUGCCGGUUUCCCCCAGGGAGGAAUGGACGCCUGCUACGGGGAUUCAGGCGGCCCGUUGGUAAGUAAAACUGGCUCUAUCUGGGUCCAGGGAGGAGUGGUGAGUUUUGGAGAACCCUGUGCUCUGGCCAACUUCCCCACAGUCUACACCCGAGUGUCCCAGUUUCAGUCCUGGAUCAACAGCCAGAUCACCACCAACCUGCCGGGCUAUGUCGUCUUCACGGGGAACACUUCAAACUCUGACAGCGCUACAACCUCUGAGAGCAGUUUUACCUCUGGCAGCAGUACAACCUCUGGCAGAACUAUAACCUCUGGCAGCACUACAACCUCUGGCAGAACUAUAACCUCUGGUAGCACUACAACCUCUGGCAGAACUACAACCUCUGGCAGAACUACAACCUCUGGUAGCACUACAACCUCUGGCAGAACUACAACCUCUGGUAGCACUACAACCUCUGGCAGAACUACAACCUCUGAGAGCAGUUUUACCUCUGGCAGCAGUACAACCUCUGGCAGAACUAUAACCUCUGGCAGCACUACAACCUCUGGCAGAACUACAACCUCUGGCAGCACUACAACCUCUGGCAGAACUACAACCUCAGGCAGCAGUACAACCUCUGGCAGCAGUACAACCUCUGGAACCUCUCACCUGGUUUCCCUCUCAGUUCCUCUGCUGCUCUCCAUCUCCCUCUUUGUCCUUUCAUAUUUAAUUGUUUUUGUUUAAGGAUUACCAAGAUGUCUGGUUAUAAUUUUGAUUUGACUAUUUUUUCACUUAACUGAUUAAUUGUUUUGUCUUUAAAAUGAAGAUGUGUAAGCAUGUUAAAAUUAGUAUGUUAUUUGACAUUUGAAUUGUAAGGUUGUAAUAGGUUUGACUGACGUAUUAGUAAAUAAUAGGGGUGUGGAAAGACACUUUGCUCACGAGACGAGACAAUCAUUUUGAGCAUUAAACAUCUAAUUUCCUGUAUUCAUGUGAAUUCGUCUGCACCAAUUUAUGGUGGAAACAUCUUUAUUUAUGUAAAGGGAAGCACACUUGGCAGGUGACAUUUCAAAAUCUGAAACUAUAACAGAAUCUAAGUUAGUCCAGCUCUCAGUCAUUCUUUGCUGCUUUCAGAUCGGUUUCUCCUGUUGAUGAACUUUUUAUUUAUUUAAUCAUCCCUGCUGAGUCAGCACACAUGCAGGCAUGAUUUAGUCUUCCCUUCUCUUUGUGUCUUUGUUUGGGGAAGUCACCUCUUAAAGUGUGCAUUCGGCACCUUUUCAUCUCAAUGAGAAUUAAUUAAUAAGAUUAAUUCAGUUUUAAUUCAGUUAGAAACUCCUGGACUUUAAUAGCUCCUGUGUUUCAGUAGGUUUUCUGCUCAUAUUCAAAACUUUCUGCACAUUCAGAAUCUCUCCCACAGAUCUGUGCUCUGACUGAGCAGUAAGUCGUAAUAUUACAAGACUAAUAGAAUAAUAUUUUAAAAGGCUACCUGCCCUGUACUCCGCUGUGCAUUGUGUUAUUGCUCUGCUGAUAGUUUCCCCUUCAGACUGUUUGGGACUGCAUGUUGCAUGUGAAACUAACCAACAACAAAUUGUGAUCAGGCAGAAAUCUCACCUAAAAUCAA